AUGUCAUCUGCUUGGGAUGACGGCGAGGAAUAUGAGGAUCAUGAGGAACAAGAGGAACAGGAUGCCCCGAGUGAUUGCAGCGAGAGGGCUGUGACACAGAUGGAUCCACUUGAGUUGCGCUUUUCUCAGCGGAAGAUGCGGAAUGUCUUUGCAGAUGGCAAACUCAUCGCGGACUCAGUGAAGCAGGUGCGCCCAGUGCGGCGGACGGCCGAGGAGCAGAGCAUCUAUGGCGCACCUUACCGCUUGGAAGCGCCUUUCCCACCGAUCGAAGUGCUACGAUUUCGGUGCAAGUUGAGAGAUGAAACCACUGGUCGGCCGUUGCAAGACCCGGUGACAAAGAAAGAAAUGUUUGAAAAAGAGGAAAGUUGGUUCACUUUGGACAAUCGAAGGCUGUACUGUUUGCAGAGGGUGGCAGUGAAUUUGCUCCCAGAGCGAUGUACGGUGGACACCGUUGCAGAGAUCCGCAAGGAGCGACGGUUGCGGGAGAUCCGAAAGUUCCGGACUUUGGAUGGCGGCCGAAGCAUCAAUGUAGGAAGUGUGGUUGAUGGUGUGCCCUUUCAAACUUGGUCGUGGAUGGAAGAAGCACAAAACCCUCGGAAAUCCGAUGAAGUCCAAAGUGGAGCGAAGGCAAAUCCGGGGGAUGGGGAGGUUCGAGAGAAAGGCAAAGGAGGAGUCGGAGCUAGAGCCAAAGGAGAGAAAGGAGAGAAAGGCAGACUCAAAGGAGAGAAAGGCAAAGCCAGAGGCAAAGGCAAAGACAGAGAAUAUGGCGGAUAUGGCGGUUACGCGUGGAUUGACGGAAAGAAGGGCAAAGGGAAAGGAGAGUUGCCAAGCUACAAGGGCAAAGGCUGGCAGGUCUGGUGGCAGGAGCCCUGGGCAUACAUGGACUACUGGGGCUCUGCGCAUAAUUUCCCCGAUUAUGAAAGUAAAGGAAAGCCUCGCCGCAAGGGCAGUUCUGACAUGUGGUGGUAG
Messenger RNA from Durusdinium trenchii, 969 nucleotides. Lineage: Eukaryota; Dinophyceae; Suessiales; Symbiodiniaceae. The record is from the annotation of a GenBank genome assembly.